Molecule: messenger RNA, 453 nt
Organism: Lotus japonicus
Lineage: Eukaryota; Viridiplantae; Streptophyta; Magnoliopsida; Fabales; Fabaceae
Exons: 2
Coding region: 1-453 (150 amino acids)
Molecular function (GO): zinc ion binding
Source: RefSeq, a predicted model, not a curated record
AUGGGAGGAUCUUCAGCCACUCCUAAUUUCAGGGAUUUUGAAGCUGAUUCGAGUUGCAGGGUACCUGAAUCGCAAAGAAGAAAUGAAGGUUAUCAUGGGUUGUCUGGCUUUCGCGAUAUUUCAUCCAACUCGACUAGUUCUGAGACGAGGCGACGAGUAGUGCUGUGUGAUUGUGGUGUUCAAAGUCCAUUGGUGACAACAUGGACUGGGGUCAAUCGUGGAAGGAGGUUUUAUGGUUGUGGGCUGUUUGAGGUGCAUCGUAAGAAGGUAUGCAACUUCUUCCAAUGGCAUGAUGCUGAUGAUGACAAUUGUAAUGCUAGGGAGAAGAAGUUGAUUGUUGUCUUAAACAAGAAGAAUGAAGAGCUGCAGAAGAAAGAGAGGAUCCUAGUUGCCUCUUUGUUCAUGUCAAUGUUUGUGAUCCUUGUGUUGUUGGUAGCUUAUGUAAGGAAGUAG